This is a messenger RNA of Amoebophrya sp. A25, 238 nucleotides long. The record is from the annotation of a GenBank genome assembly. Lineage: Eukaryota; Dinophyceae; Syndiniales; Amoebophryaceae.
GUUGUCUCUUGGCUACGCAGAUAUUAUUUUCGUCUUCAUCAAUGAUUGAGUUGGAGAAGACGAACAUGAAAGGUCGUGCUUGUGGUGGUCGACGGGCAGUGAAGAUACUGGCGACAGAGGUGUGCGGCGAGCGCUCGAAGACCCUACUUGAAAAGGAGUUUCAGUUCUCUCACGUAGAACAAACACAGGAUCAGAAUGAAGACGGAGCCGAGGAUGGCCCUCUCAAGAAUGAAGCUAG